Molecule: messenger RNA, 1692 nt
Organism: Heteronotia binoei (common prickly gecko)
Lineage: Eukaryota; Metazoa; Chordata; Lepidosauria; Squamata; Gekkonidae
Product: zinc finger protein OZF-like
Exons: 2
Biological process (GO): regulation of transcription by RNA polymerase II
Molecular function (GO): DNA-binding transcription factor activity; RNA polymerase II cis-regulatory region sequence-specific DNA binding
Source: RefSeq, a predicted model, not a curated record
AUGCUGGAGAACUACGGGAAUGUGACCUUUCUGACAGGGGAUGAUCAGAGGAAUGGGGAGUCUGAGGAACUUUAUCAGCAGAUUCCGGAGAGCGUUAAAAACGACUUGAAAGAAAAAGUCAGGAAUCAAGGCAGCCCUACCAGAACGAAAGGGAGUCGUAUAGUUGAGAAGAGAGAUGGAAGACUGAGUAAGGAAUAUUUGCCAAAGGACAGGAUAAUGAAUGCGAAUAAAUUGGUUCCGUGUGGAAAGUACAUCAGAAAUAGAUCACACCUCGUCAUGCACCAAAAAAAGCAUAGAAAUGAGGAACCAUUUGGAUGCUUGGUGUGUGGAAAGAAAUUCAGUUGGAACGGCAAUCUUAGGGAGCAUCUAAAAAUCCACACCGGGGAGAAACCUUUUGAAUGCAUGGAGUGCGGAAAGAGAUUCAGUCAGAGUGGGAAGCUUCAACUCCAUCAAAGAAACCACACAGGGGAGAAACCUUUUGAAUGUUCUGAGUGUGGAAAGAGCUUCAGUCAGAGUUGGAGUCUUCAAAUGCAUCAGAGAACCCACACAGGGGAGAAACCAUUUGAAUGUUCAGAGUGUGGAAAGAGAUUCACUCAGAGUUGGAGUCUUCAAAUGCAUCAGAGAACCCACACAGGGGAGAAACCAUUUGAAUGUUCAGAGUGUGGAAAGAGAUUCAGUCAGAGUGGCAGUCUUCAAAUGCAUCAGAGAACCCACACAGGGGAGAAACCUUUUGAAUGUUCAGAGUGCGGAAAGAGAUUCAGUCAGAGUGUCAGUCUUCAAAUGCAUCAGAGAACCCAUACAGGGGAGAAACCAUUUGAAUGUUCAGAGUGUGGAAAGAGAUUCAGUCAGAUUGGCGGUCUUCAACAGCAUCGAAGAAAUCACACAGGGGAGAGACCUUUUGAAUGCUCAGAGUGUGGGAAAAGAUUCAGUCGGAAAGUCACCCUUCAAUAUCAUCAGAGAACCCACACAGGGGAGAAACCAUUUGAAUGUUCAGAGUGUGGAAAGAGAUUCCGUCGAAGUGACAAUCUUAAACUACAUCAGAGCAACCACACAGGGGAAAAAGGUUUUGAAUGCAUGGAGUGUGGAAAGAGAUUCAGUCAGAGUGGCAAUCUUCUACAACAUCAGAGAACACAUGCUGGGGAGAAACCUUUUGAGUGCUCAGAGUGUGGAAAGAGAUUCAGUCAAAGUGGCCAUCUCCAGCAUCAUCAGAGAAACCACACUGGGGAGAAACCUUUUGAAUGCUUAGAGUGUGGAAAGAGAUUCAGUCGGAAUGACAGUCUUCAAGAGCAUCAGAGAACCCACACAGGGGAGAAACCUUUUGUGUGCUCAGAGUGUGGAAAGCGAUUCAGUCAGCGUAAGACACUUAAACGCCAUCGAAGAACCCACACAGGGGAGAAACCAUUUGAAUGUUCAGAGUGUGGAAAGAGAUUCAUUCAUAGAGGCACUCUUCAACAUCAUCAGAGAACCCACACAGGGGAGAAGCCUUUUGAAUGCUCAGAGUGUGGGAAGAGAUUCAGUAUGAGUGGCCAUCUUCAGAAUCAUCAGAGAACCCACACAGGGGAGAAACUUUUUGAAUGCUCAGAGUGUGGAAAGAGAUUCAGUAGGAGUGGCCAUCUUCAAUAUCAUCAGAGAACCCACAUGGGGGAGAAACCAUUUGAAUGCUCAGAGUGUGGAAAGAGAUUUACUCCGAGU